Messenger RNA from Arachis ipaensis, 981 nucleotides. RefSeq lists its product as uncharacterized. Lineage: Eukaryota; Viridiplantae; Streptophyta; Magnoliopsida; Fabales; Fabaceae. The record is from RefSeq and is a predicted model, not a curated record.
AUGCCAGUGAGCAAAUGCGAGAUUUAUGGUUUACUGAAUUUAAGAAAAAUUGUAUGUGGGAACCUCAACACAAUGCAAGAAUUCGUCAAAUUUUUUGAGAUUAAAGGGAGUGAUCGAUUAAGAUCGUUGAUGAAUCAGGAGAGACGCAAUUAUUCAAAAGACCCUAACCAUGUACCAAAAUAUAUUCCUGAACCCGUUUGGUGUCAACUAUUACAUUAUUUUGCUACAGAUUCAAAAUUUAAGAACUGGUCAACAGCAAAUACUGUGAAUCGAGCAUCAAAUGCUGGAAGUUCCAUGCAUACUGGUGGUUCCAUAUCUAUGGGUGAACAUGCACGCAGAAUGGAAAAAGCUACGGGAGUAAAACCUUCUCUAAAGGAGGUUUAUACUAAAUGCCACACCAAAAAAGACAAAAGUUGGAUUGAUGAAAGAUCUGAGAAAGUCAUUGGUGAAUUCAAAAAGCGAAAGACAGAACUUUCUCAAGUAGCUUUAUCCUUGGAUAAUGAGGGAGAUAUUGAGGCAACUAAGGAAGGCCUAGAUAUACCAGAUGAUUAUACUGUUUGGAACGAAGUUGUGACAAAGGGAAAAAAGAAAGCUGCCUUUGGUUUAGGUACUUUUAGUUUAGAUCUCUCUUCAAAGUUGGAUUCCAGAAAUUGUUCAGAGACAUCCAAAGACAAUCUAAAUAUUGAGCAAGAACUUCACAUGUGGAAAGAAAAGGCAAAGGAGCAGGAAAUGAUCAAUGAAGAGCAAAAGGUUAAGUUGAAAGAUGCUGAGCACAAGUUAAAAGAUCAAGGACGUCAACUAAAAGUUCAACAGAAAAGAAUUGGUUCUACUGAAAAGACAAUUCAUGCUUUAUAUAAAAAGUUGAAUCUGCCACUUCCUUCAACCUUGUCUGAUCCUACGGAAGAUGAGCUUGGGACAGGCUCUAGUGAUGAUAACAUGAGUGAUUGAUAUUUGGAGUAUAUAUUUUUUCUGAUUUAGAUU